This is a messenger RNA of Hippocampus comes (tiger tail seahorse), 3473 nucleotides long. RefSeq names its product ATPase H+ transporting V0 subunit a1b (gene atp6v0a1b). Gene Ontology annotation, molecular function: proton-transporting ATPase activity, rotational mechanism; ATPase binding. The transcript is spliced from 22 exons. Gene Ontology annotation, cellular component: plasma membrane; vacuolar proton-transporting V-type ATPase complex; vacuolar proton-transporting V-type ATPase, V0 domain. The record is from RefSeq and is a predicted model, not a curated record. The coding region runs from base 134 to 2749 and encodes 871 amino acids. Lineage: Eukaryota; Metazoa; Chordata; Actinopteri; Syngnathiformes; Syngnathidae. Gene Ontology annotation, biological process: vacuolar acidification; proton transmembrane transport.
GUUUCUUGUUUAGUGUGUCACACUUGACGCACAGUGAAGGACCGGAGCAUCCCGCAUCCACAAGGCUUGAAAGGCCAAAAAUUUGUCGAAUUGCACUUUUCAGCGGUUAUCUUAAAGCUGGUUGGUCAUCAUUAUGGGGGAACUAUUCAGGAGUGAAGAGAUGACACUGGCCCAGCUGUUUCUCCAGUCGGAGGCAGCAUACUGCUGUGUCAGUGAACUGGGAGAACUUGGCAUGGUCCAGUUUAGAGAUCUCAAUCCGGACGUGAAUGUGUUCCAGCGAAAGUUUGUGAAUGAAGUGCGGAGAUGUGAGGAGAUGGAUCGAAAAUUAAGGUUUGUGGAGAAGGAGAUCAAGAAAGCCAAUAUCCCAACUAUUGACACUGGAGAAAAUCCUGAGGUGCCUUUUCCAAGGGAUAUGAUCGAUUUGGAGGCCACCUUUGAGAAAUUGGAGAAUGAAUUGAAGGAGAUCAACACCAACCAGGAAGCUCUGAAGAAGAACUUCCUGGAGCUGACGGAGCUCAAACACAUUCUUCGUCGAACGCAGCAGUUCUUUGAUGAGAUGGAAGAUCCCAACUUGUUGGAAGAGUCGUCAGCCCUGAUGGAGGGCAACGAGGGGGGAAGAGGGGCUCCGCUCCGACUGGGAUUUGUGGCCGGUGUGAUCAGUCGAGAGAGGAUUCCAACUUUUGAGAGAAUGCUGUGGCGGGUGUGCCGUGGUAAUGUUUUCUUGCGGAAAGCUGAGAUCGAAGACCCGCUGGAGGACCCCACUACAGGAGACCAAGUCCACAAAUCAGUCUUCAUCAUUUUCUUCCAAGGUGAUCAGUUGAAGAACAGGGUGAAGAAGAUCUGCGAGGGGUUCCGUGCCUCUCUCUACCCUUGUCCAGAGACUCCACAAGAGAGGAAAGAGAUGUUGGCUGGUGUCAACAGCCGUAUUGACGAUCUCCAAAUGGUGCUGAACCAGACCGAAGACCACCGUCAGCGAGUCUUGCAGGCCGCCUCAAAGACAAUGCGGGUUUGGUUCAUCAAGGUUCGCAAGAUGAAAGCCAUCUACCACACUCUGAACCUGUGUAACAUCGACGUGACUCAGAAAUGUCUCAUCGCUGAAGUGUGGUGUCCAGUCUCAGAUCUGGACUCAAUCCAGUUUGCCCUACGGAGAGGAACGGAACGAAGCGGUUCAACUGUGCCGUCAAUCCUCAACAGAAUGCAGACCAAGCAGACUCCGCCCACUUUUAACAAGACCAAUAAGUUCACCUCCGGUUUUCAGAACAUUGUGGAUGCAUACGGCAUUGGAAAUUACAGGGAAAUCAAUCCAGCUCAAUACACCAUCAUCACCUUCCCUUUCCUGUUUGCUGUCAUGUUUGGUGACAUGGGUCAUGGCCUUCUAAUGACCUGCGCUGCUCUCUAUUUAGUCAUCCGAGAAAGUCGCCUCCUUGCCCAGAAGACUGACAAUGAGAUGUUCAAUAUGGUGUUUGCUGGUCGCUACAUCAUAUUGCUGAUGGGGAUCUUCUCCGUCUACACGGGCAUCAUUUAUAAUGAUUGCUUCUCCAAAUCACUGAACAUGUUUGGCUCUGGAUGGAGUGUGAGGCCAAUGUUUGGGCCCAAAGGCGCCAACUGGUCGUUUGAAACGCUUGAAGGAAACGCCGUGCUACAGUUGGACCCUGCAAUUCCUGGUGUGUUCAAUGGACCUUAUCCUCUUGGAAUUGACCCGAUAUGGAACAUUGCCACCAACAAGCUGACGUUCCUCAACUCAUUUAAAAUGAAGAUGUCUGUUAUCCUCGGUGUAAUCCACAUGAUAUUUGGAGUCUCUCUCAGUCUUUUCAACCAUCUGUACUUCAAGAAACCUCUGAACAUCUUCCUGGGCUUCAUUCCCGAGAUUGUCUUCAUGUCCAGCUUGUUUGGUUACCUCGUCCUGCUGGUUUUCUACAAGUGGACAGCUUACGAUGCAUUCACCUCAAAAGACGCACCCAGCCUGCUCAUCCACUUUAUCAAUAUGUGCCUCUUCAAUUACAGUGAUCCCACAACCAAAUCCCUCUACGCGGGACAGAUGGGGAUCCAGGUUUUGUUGGUGCUCAUUGCCCUUGCAUGUGUACCCUGUAUGCUGGUUGUGAAAACUAUGGUGCUUCGGCGUCAGCACCUGUGGAAAAAGCACCUGUCACAGAAGAUGCAAGAAACCCCUGCAGAGAAUCUAGAGCAAUCUUUAGAGCGAACAGGCGUGUCCUCAUCAUGCACCGGACUCACCCAACAGGGCACGCAGAAGUUCGGAGGGGUGCGGGUGGGCAACGGGCCCACGGAGGAUGAGGCUGGCAUCAUGGACCACGACCAGCUCUCUCAACACUCAGAGGAGGGAGAUGAGCAUGCAGAGGAAGAGCCGUUUGACUUUGGUGAUGUGGCUGUCCAUCAGGCCAUCCACACCAUAGAGUACUGUCUGGGAUGUAUCUCCAACACGGCCUCUUAUCUCCGUCUCUGGGCCCUCAGCUUGGCUCAUGCGCAGCUGUCAGAGGUGCUCUGGUCCAUGGUCAUGCACCUGGGUUUGUCCUCCCGGAGUGGUGGCGGUUUUUUCGGCCUCACAAUCAUCUUUGCGGCGUUCGCCACCCUCACCGUUGCCAUUCUGCUCAUCAUGGAGGGGCUGUCUGCCUUUUUGCAUGCCCUGCGUCUUCACUGGGUGGAAUUCCAGAAUAAGUUUUAUUCCGGCCAGGGCUUCAAGUUUGUCCCCUUUUCAUUCGAGAGCAUCCUGGAUGGAAGAUUUGACGAAUGAUCAUCUGGAGUCCAGUCUUCUCUCUUCCUAUCAGUGUCAGUGUGCAUGAACCCUCGUGCAAACCUCUGUGUCCCUCUAGUGGCAUUCCAAAAACCUUGAUUGUUUGUGGUAUUUGAAACAAGUCGAGUUAUUUGAACGCAUUUCAAGACCCAGCAGUCUGCAUACUGGAACUCAUCAUGCUCGCAGAAUUUCCUUUUAUUAUUAUUAUUAUUAUUUUUGAAAGGCUUGUGAAAUAAGAUGUCAUUUCCUGUUCUGAGUCGAAAUCCUCCAUGUUUUGGAUGCGGAAAGGUUCAAGUACAAAAUGUCUGUGUACAACUUUCAACUUCGAGGCUGUGGAAAAACUCACUGAAUGGAAAUAACCACAAGACCAGAAUGCGCCUGUUUGACUGGCGGAGGGAAAUGGAUUGCAUCAGUCGCCAGAAAAAAAAAAACAAAAACACUUGACAAAUGAAAGUUGCUCUUAACACUUUCAGGAACAGCGGUGACUACAUGGGACAGCUUAUCAUGUUAUCAGGUUACAGAGCGCAUGAAAGGGUUAAUAACAACAAACUUUGGGUAAAAGAGAGGGUUGCUUUGAUAUCUACAUGAAGUCAGGCAUUAAUCGUUCUAUUGGUUGGGAAGCCAUUUGUCAUCUGAAUCUCAAUAUUAUUUUCCUACAAAAAUUAUACAGAGACAUUGUUCGUGUUUAACACCGUGCAGUUGUUUUUCAUGUUUUAAUGAGAAG